Molecule: messenger RNA, 1342 nt
Organism: Prunus avium (sweet cherry)
Lineage: Eukaryota; Viridiplantae; Streptophyta; Magnoliopsida; Rosales; Rosaceae
Source: RefSeq, a predicted model, not a curated record
AGGACACCCGCUAUACUUUUACCAGCCAUCUUCGUGCUGCUUUACUUGGGAAGAAAAUUCAGACCUACAUAGAUAACAAUCUUGAGAGAGGAGAUGAAAUUGCACCUGCCCUUCUCGAAGCAAUCCAAAACUCAAAGCUUUCGGUAAUCAUUUUCUCACAAAACUAUGCUUCUUCCACUUGGUGUUUGGAUGAACUUGCACAUAUACAUGGAUGCAAGGAAAGAGAUGGGCAGUUUGUUAUACCCAUAUUUUACGACAUCGAUCCAUCACAUGUAAGAAAACAGCAGGGGAGUUAUGCAGAUGCAUUUGCACAACUGGAAGAACGUUUCAAGGAAAGUAUCGACAAGGUGGACAAGUGGAGAGUUGCUUUGACGAAGCAGCCGAUCUAUCUGGGUUUGAUAAUUCUAACAGAACGUUUCAAGGAAAUCCUGAUUUCCUCGUUUGCUUAACCACAUUGCAAGAAUUAGAUCUAAGUGGAACCAUGAUUGAGAGCAUACCUGCAACCAUCAAACAAUCUUCUGAGCUGUCUAUCCUGCACUUAUCCAAUUGCAAGAGCCUUCAUUCUUUACCAGAGCUCCCAGUGCUAACUUGUGUUGAAGCACAUGGCUGCACGUCAUUGAAGACGGUAGCGUCAACUUCGAGGACAGCGCUCACACAGGGUUGGGGUGAAUAUUUACCUUUAAUCAGGCUUGACGAGAAAUUUCUAUUUUCUAAUUGCCAGAACCUGGAUCAGAAUGCAUGUAGCAACAUAAUGGCUGAUGUACAUCUCAGAAUUAUGCCAAUGGCAACCGCAAUAUCAAAGUUAAGAGAAGAAAGAGAAUAUGAAAGAUUUGGCUCAGUUUACAUUGUAUGUCCAGGAAAUGAAAUUCCAAAUUGGUUCAUCUAUCAAAAUGAAGGAUCUUCCAUAAAAAUCAAGCUUCCUUCAAACUCUCUUGGUACUGAUUUCCUCGGCUGUGCUGUAUCUGUUGUUGCUUUCGACAACUAUACUUCUAAACAUUUGGGCGGUGCUACAUGGUGUUUGGCGCUUAAUUGUAGACCCAAAUAUAAAGUAGAUGAUGUUGUGUUGGCUUUGAAUGCAAUGGUGAUGCCUUUGCUGAGUAUGGGCAACCGUGUCACUGAUACCUCAUUUGACUUCUACCAAAUGGAUCAGUAUCUUCCUGUAGACUUGUACAAGGAUCCGUUUUUUCCUGCAGACUUCCAAAUGGAUAUGAAUGAUCUCCCCUACAGGCCCGUUUACCAUCUCCAGGUGAAGACGAAGAAGUGUGGGAUCAGCCUGCUGUAUGCCCAAGAUGCUGAGAAAUUAAAAUCUCAUGUCGUGUCGUGUCGGCAGAACAGAGAGUAG